ACGAUAUACACACACAUAUAUACCGGCGGCGGAAAGAAGUGCGACUCAUAACCUAAAUUACCUAAAAACUUGAACGUGCAACAUGGGUGACGAACAGAAGCAAGAUAUUGAAAAUAAAAAACAUAAACCAAUAUUUCGUGAAUUGACAGCUGACGAUCCAGAGCCAGAAACAACUGUGAUUGACAGUUUGUGUAUGAAUUGUGGUGAAACUGGCACAACAAAAUUAUUACUCACCAGAAUACCACAUUACAAAGAUGUUGUUCUCAUGUCAUUCGAUUGCGAUAAAUGUGGCUUCCAAAACAACGAGAUUCAAAGUGGUGGAAAAGUCUCGGAAAAAGGCGUGAAAAUAAAACUUACAGUUACAAAAUGUGAAGAUCUUAAUCGCCAGGUUGUGAAGUCGGAUCACACCAGUAUCAAAAUACCAAUGCUGGAUUUUGAAAUUCCAGCUCAGUCACAGAAAGGAGAGGUGACGACCAUAGAGGGUAUCAUUGAUCGUAGUAUCGAAGGCCUCCAACAAGAUCAACCAAGACGUAGGGAAGAGAAUCCAGAAACAGCUGCUGAUAUUGAUCUAUUCACUGCAAAAUUGAAAAAUUUGAAAUUUGUCGAAGAACCAUUCACUGUAAUAUUUGAGGAUAUAACAGGGGAAUGUCAUGUGGAAAAUCCAAACGCACCAGCAAAAGAUAAGGAUUGUGUUGUGACUUGGUUCGUAAGAUCCGAUGAGGAAAAUCGACGCCUCGGCAUUUAUCCUGAGAACGAAGAUUCUCUGCUGAAGCCAAUAAAAGAGGGUGAAUUCACGCUUGAACAAAUCGAAUCUGAAGUUCUGCAAUUUCCAACCAAUUGUCCUACCUGCAAUAGCCCUUGCGAGACAAACAUGAAGCUUACAAACAUACCACAUUUCAAGGAAGUCGUAAUAAUGGCUACGGUAUGUGACACUUGUGGCCAGAGAACGAACGAAGUGAAGAGCGGUGGCGGUAUUGAGCCUAAAGGCGUAAAAAUAAAGGUCAAGGUCCGGGGUCGUGAAGACUUCAGUCGAGAUAUUUUAAAGUCGGACACCUGUGGUAUGGAAAUACCGGAGCUUGAUUUGGACGUUGGUCCAGUUGCACUCGGAGGUCGUUUUACGACGAUCGAAGGAAUUUUGCUAGCUACGAAAGAACAGUUGACCUCGUGUACCGCAAUAACAGGGGACAGCACGGACAAAAACACAGAAGAAAGAAUGACGAAAUUCAUUGAGAAAAUGGACGAAGUUUUGAGUGGUAAGAGAGAAAUAACGGUGAUACUGGACGAUCCAGCAGGCAACAGUUACGUUCAGAGUUUGUCGGAUGAAGGAUGCGACGAGGGAUUAGAAAUUACAAAAUACGAAAGAACAUUCGAGCAGAACGAAGAUCUCGGUUUGAAUGAUAUGAAAGUGGAGGAUUAUUAAAUACUGAAGAAGAGAAUUAACGUGUGAAGGAGAACAAGCAAUCUUUGAAAGGACCUAACGAGGCUGAUUAAAUGGAUGAAAUUUGAAAGACA
Venturia canescens is the source of this 1512-nucleotide messenger RNA. It is a transcript of the gene Zpr1, whose product is annotated as zinc finger protein Zpr1. The transcript is spliced from 4 exons. Gene Ontology annotation, molecular function: zinc ion binding. Gene Ontology annotation, cellular component: cytoplasm; nucleus. Bases 83 to 1420 code for a protein of 445 amino acids. The record is from RefSeq and is a predicted model, not a curated record. NCBI's taxonomy places the organism in Eukaryota, Metazoa, Arthropoda, Insecta, Hymenoptera, Ichneumonidae.